Molecule: messenger RNA, 549 nt
Organism: Lactuca virosa
Lineage: Eukaryota; Viridiplantae; Streptophyta; Magnoliopsida; Asterales; Asteraceae
Source: the annotation of a GenBank genome assembly
AUGUCGGUCUCGAAGGUUUACAUGGGUCACCACCACCCGUUUCGCCUAAUACCACCGACACCUAAGUCUUUUGCCGGUGAGGCUUAUGAUUCAAUUCACCAAUUGUGCAUCUUCCUCCUCAAUAGCUUCAAUCUUCCACCCGAUAAAGCCCUAGUUGUCCACAUCCUAUCGCAUGACUUCCCUUUCCAAUUCGUCGGCGUAGUAACCGUAACCCACCAUUCCGCCAUCUUCUCCCUCAUCUGGCCUGAUCUAGGUGGCGAAGAACUUCAGAAAGAGCUCACCACCCUCAACGUCUCCACUCUCUCGGAAAAAAUUGGCAUUUUCGUUGAACACCUGGCCUCUCUCCUAUCACUUGAUAUGGCAUCAGAGAAAAGGAUUGAUAGGCUGGCUGUAAAGGUUGGCGAGAAUUUGUUUAAUUUUAUUCAAUCUUUUUAUGGAGUUGAUGGAAGCAAAUUGACUGUACCAAUGGAUAUCUUGGAUCGGUGGUUUAAGAAGUUUCAAGAAUGGGCAAAACGAGAUCCUGAAUACUUGAAGGGAUUUGCAACGUAG